AUGAAUGACAGCCUAUUUGUUACGUUGGACAGGCUAUUGUUAGAAAUUGUUUUUCAGUAUGAGCAAGACAUAAGUGCUAAAGAAGAUAUGAUUCAAAGAAUUAAUAGAUGCUUUGAAAGUAUUAAAGAAAACAAAGCAAAUAUUUGUAAGAUACGUGAAACUAUCAAUAAAACAGAUGAGGAAAUUACUCAUUACUAUAAGCAUAGUAAGGAGAUUAAAGACAGCUGUAGCAACUGGAAGCAAACAUGUGAUGUGUUUCAUAAACAUGAAGAUUAUAUUCAGAACCAAUAUACUGUUUAUCAAGAAACCAUUGAAACAGACAAAAAAAUGUAUCAUGGUUAUGUAUGUCAGUAUAAGGAUGUUUUGAAGCAGUACCAGCUGAAAUUCUCAGAAACACAUUUUUCACAUGAAUAUUAUGAGAAGAAAAAAGAACAUGAAGAAAUUCAAAACAGAGUGUUGGCAUGUACUGAACAAUUGAAACAGAAUGAAAAUAUUUUAAUGCAAUUUUUAGUGCCUGUUCCUUUUCCAUCUCUUAUUAAAUGGACAUUACACAUAGUUAACUUGAGAUGUAAAACACAGGAUGUUCUUAAACAUGCCAACAAUUUUAUGAAAAGUUCAUUUGAAUUGAAAAAAGAAGCAGAUGAAAUGGAAAUAGAAAUUGAUUCAUUAAAAAAGCAGAUUACAAGGCUUUAUGAAAAUAAAAAAAAUUCAGAAACUCUGGAAGAAAGGAACAAAAAUAUAGAAAAGCAGAAGGAAUUGAAUGAAAGAAUUUUUGAAAAAGGUGAAGAUGUACAUGCAUUCAGCAAAAUUCCUCAAAGUAUCCAGUUGUUUCUUCCUUAUGAAUCUCAGAAAUUUAUAAGCCCAAUAAAGAUGAAUUCUUCAGAAUCAAAAGUCAUAGAUAAAAAAGAAAGUUCUUUGAAUCAGUUAAAACUUGCUAGUGUUGACUUCAGACAGAAAGAAAAUGAUAUACAAGUCUUUAAUGACUCUGAUAUGACUAACAGUUCAAAAACUUCUCAAGUUACAGCUCUUAAAAGUUCACAAAUUAUGCAAUUCAGUUUGAAACAGUCAUGCUGUAGCCAGUGGUUUGAAAAAGGACAUACAGAAUCACAGCAAGGUCAUAAGGAUACAGAUGCUGAGUAUGGAGAUGAAAGAAUAGGACAACCAAGAGAAUCAAAAUGUGCUUCACAAGCCAUAUAUAUGGAACACUUUGGAAAGUCAGUCGAAAGUAAUAGUGAUGAAGAAAGGUCUGAGAAUCUUUCAGAAACUCCUGAAAUGCCUAUAUUUUUAAAAAGUACUGAAACUAUGAAGACACCUGAACCAUUGGCAAAAAUACAGCUCCCUAAAAGCCCCUUUUUUGAAAUGAAUGCAGUACCUGAAAGUCAAAGACAAAAGGAUCCUCCUGGAUUUUCAUUUCUUACUAGUUACACUUCUAGAUCACCUGGACUGAAUUUAUUUGAUUCUUCCAUAUUUGAUUCAGAAAUCUCAUCAGAUCAGCAUAAUGAACAUUAUUCUGCAGUAAAUCUAAAUCCCCCCUCAUCACAAGAAAUUGGAAACUUAUUUGGAAAAUCAGAUGGAGAGGAUGCCUUUACAUUUGCUUUUCCAUCAGAUACUUCAACUCAUACAUUUGGAAGUGGAAAAGAUGAUUUUACUUUUCCAUUUGCUUUUGAACAGGAUCAAAGUACAGUGUCUUCCUCUUCCUUAAAAGAUUUUUCAUCAUCCUCACAAAGUAAAACACAAUUUGCUUUUCUUUGA
Jaculus jaculus (lesser Egyptian jerboa) is the source of this 1752-nucleotide messenger RNA. RefSeq names its product chromosome 7 C14orf39 homolog (gene C7H14orf39). Gene Ontology annotation, biological process: homologous chromosome pairing at meiosis; spermatogenesis; oogenesis. Bases 1 to 1752 code for a protein of 583 amino acids. Lineage: Eukaryota; Metazoa; Chordata; Mammalia; Rodentia; Dipodidae. Gene Ontology annotation, cellular component: central element. The transcript has 18 exons. The record is from RefSeq and is a predicted model, not a curated record.